This is a messenger RNA of Solanum stenotomum, 1097 nucleotides long. RefSeq names its product 40S ribosomal protein S3a-like. Bases 138 to 923 code for a protein of 261 amino acids. NCBI's taxonomy places the organism in Eukaryota, Viridiplantae, Streptophyta, Magnoliopsida, Solanales, Solanaceae. The transcript is spliced from 6 exons. Gene Ontology annotation, cellular component: cytosol; ribosome. The record is from RefSeq and is a predicted model, not a curated record. Gene Ontology annotation, biological process: translation. Gene Ontology annotation, molecular function: structural constituent of ribosome.
UAAGUAAGCCCAAAAAGUCCAGUAAGCAGUUGCUUGUUGAAAGAAAACUAGGGUUUUGCAGUAAUAUAGAUUCACCUUCCUCUUCUUCCGAACCCCCACCCCCCGUCUGAAAGCAGCUCUAAUCUCUCAUUCUCAAGAUGGCUGUCGGUAAGAACAAGAGGAUUUCAAAGGGAAAGAAGGGAGGAAAGAAGAAGGUGGCCGAUCCAUAUGCUAAGAAGGAUUGGUAUGACAUUAAGGCACCAUCAGUUUUUGAAAUCAAAAACGUUGGCAAAACCCUGGUCACUAGGACUCAGGGUACUAAGAUUGCUUCAGAAGGACUAAAGCACAGAGUAUUUGAAGUCAGUUUGGCUGAUCUUCAGAAGGAUGAGGAUCAGGCUUACAGGAAGAUCCGCUUGAGAGCAGAAGAUGUGCAAGGGAGGAAUGUCCUCACAAACUUCCAUGGAAUGGACUUCACAACAGACAAGUUGAGGUCUCUGGUGCGCAAGUGGCAGACUUUGAUUGAGGCUCAUGUGGAUGUCAAGACUACAGAUAGCUAUACUCUUAGGAUGUUCUGCAUUGCUUUUACAAAGAAGCGUCCAAACCAGCAGAAGCGUACAUGUUAUGCUCAGAGCAGCCAGAUCCGUCAGAUCCGUCGCAAAAUGGUUGAGAUCAUGAGAAACCAAGCAAGUUCCUGUGACCUGAAGGAGUUGGUAGCUAAGUUCAUCCCUGAAUCAAUUGGUAGAGAGAUUGAGAAAGCUACUUCAAGCAUUUUUCCACUCCAAAAUGUUUAUAUUCGCAAAGUCAAGAUCCUCAAGGCCCCUAAAUUCGAUCUUGGCAAGUUGAUGGAGGUGCAUGGCGACUAUUCAGAAGAUGUUGGUGUGAAGUUGGAUCGACCAGCUGAAGAAACAGUGGCUGAGGCAGAAGCUGAGGUUCCCGGAGCUUAGACUUUGUUUCGUUUGGGAUUUCCUGUCUGAAUAUGGAUUCUAGUCUUCUAAAAUUUUGCAUUUGUUUUAGUUGAGUUGUCAAAGGCGUGACCUACCAAAAUUUUUGGAUCCAUUUCUUUUGGUUAUGCUUGAUGUUAAACUAUUCAUAAUUUAAGAUAUCGUUUUUCAGCUAAA